UGGCGUGCCCGACCACCCGUCAGCCAUCAGGCGCCGCCCAGCCAAUGGCGCGCCCCUGCACCCGCCGAGGCCCGCCAUUGGUGGCGCGCCGCGGGGAGGAGCGAGGUGGGGAAUCCGAUCCGAGGAACCAAGUCAUCUAUUUCUGUAUCGUUUUUAAACUUCAAACGACAUUUCGAAUUUACGUAAAAACUACACCGUCGUUUCGUGUUUGUGGAGGGAUGUGGAGUGUGCAUGUGGAUGGCAGCAGUGGAAUGCCUGUGGAUGUGGGCAGCACGUGGCAAUUCCCGCACGGCACCUCCAGCGGCCUGCCACGAGCGGCACGCGCCCGGGAGUGUAUGGCCGCUGCACGAAGGUCGGCACGGCAGUAAACGUUGAGCCGCGGGAGGAGCUGGUCGUGCCGCGGCGGUGUCCUGCAGCCUGAGUGGCGCCGCAGCCUGCAGUGUUGUGACCCGGGACUCGGUGGCGCCACGCUGCCAUUCCCUCCCCUGCGAGUGUCAUUAGUGUGUGUUUCAGCUCCACUGCGUCUCACUGCCAGCCCCAUGCAGUACCGCGACCAACAGAUGGCCACGCCCCCGCCCGUCGUCAUGUCCUCGAUGAAGCAGAUCCCCGCCUCCACCACCGCGCCUGACCCGCGCAGCCCCGGCGGCCCCGUCACGCUGUCCUCGCCCCGCGCCGCCAGGUACCCCGCCUCGCCCCUGCUGGUGUCCUCGCCGCCCCACGCCGCCAACGGCCACCAUCUCGCCUCCUCGCCUGUGCGCCCCGCUCCGCCCACCACCUCGCCCCUGCACGCCAUGCACAGCCCCCUCGUGUCCUCCCCGCAGGCCGGCGCGCCUGUCGCCCCCCGGCAUGACAGCAAGGGGUCAUGCGGGGUGCAGACCACAGGCAGCCUGCACCUCGCGCCGUCCUGCCCCACAUCCUCCCCUGCCAAGGAGAACCCCAGCCAGGCUGUGCCCUCCCCCAACGUACCUCAGCAGGCUGCGGCAUCCAAGGGGCGCUGCUUCUCCGUGCUGCUGGACGACAUGGGCGUGGCGCCCUUCAAGGAGGAGGACUUCACCGACGACUCCCUGGAGGACGAGGAGGAGGAGGAGCUGCAGGCUGAGGGCGGCGCCGGGCAGGAGGAGCUCCAGCGGAGAAAGAAUGACGGGGAUGCCCGGCGCCGCAAACCCGGCUCGUCGCGGGGCGGUGGGCGCGGGCGGGACAGAAGUCCCCACCACGUCGCCCGCCUGCGUCGCACGCGCCGCAUGAAGGCCAACGACCGGGAGCGGCACCGCAUGCACAUGCUGAACAACGCGCUGGACCGCCUGCGCACCGUGCUGCCCACGGCGCCUGACGACACCAAGCUCACCAAGAUCGAGACGCUGCGCUUCGCCCACAACUACAUCUGGGCGCUGAGCGAGACACUGAAGGGCCUGGACUCCCACCCCGCGCCGCACCAGCAACACCUCAGCCUCAGCGUGGGCGUCACCGGUGCCCCCGUGCCCCAGCAGCCCCCGCCAGACGUGCCCAUGUACCAGGCUGGACCACUGGGGCCCGCCGCCCCCUACUGCGGCCAGGGGGGCGAGGGGGAACUGUGGGGCCCCGCCAGCGUGAGUGUGGGCGGCACCUUCAGCCCCGGCGCCCCGCAUGGCCAGUACAUGCACUAUCCCAGUCUGCCUUACCAGUGCCUGUGACCAACACGCCGCCGUGCCCUCGGCCGCCGGUAACACGCCACGCAGUGCCUGACACUACCGCCUUCCUGUGAUGCGUCGCCUUGCCUCAGCGCGCCUGUGCUGCAGGAAGUACCAGAAGAGAGUUAUUUAUCUGACAACAUAUUGCUCAAUGUUUUGUCUUGUCCAGGGCUGUGCUCGCCGCCGCCCGCCCGCCCUCACUUCUUCCCUCCUUCCCUGCCCGGAUGUUGCUGCGCCAAGUCAGGCUCUGGAAUGAAACUCCUAAGUAACACUCGUGGCCUCCAUCCUCUGUGCCACCCCUCUCCCUCAUUCCCUCUGGCGUGCCUCAGGGCGUCACCUGGCAGCCUCCUGUGCUCCUGAAAGAGUUAACGCACCACUGUUCGGGGCGCCGCCUCCAGUACUAGUCAAGCCACGGCCUGAGUGCCUCGUGCUGCCUCACCGACGCGCCGUCCACUGCAGCAGCGCCGCCACGUGAAGGACGCGUAGCCUUCGUGUGGCUGUUAAUUCCCCUCACCUUGAUGAGUGUGUGUUUGGAUGGUCACGUGUGCCGCACCUGUGUGUCCUGCCCAACGCGGCGCCAGAUACCUGCCUCAAGACUACUUAAUUACUUACUACGGUAACGCCCCGUCCCGCCCCGCCAUGCAGUGCUGCCUGCCGGGGCGAGCAGCGGCCACACCCGCCCAUUGCGAGUCACAAUACUUAAGGGCGUCUGUCUGUCGGCGGCGUCCUCUGAUCUCAUUUUAGACUUAGCGAAUGACGCGACGUGAUGACGAGGAGUGUGUGUGUGUGUGUGUGUGUGUGUGUGUGUGUGUGUGUGGGCAUCUUGAGGUGCAGUGGAGUGGGAGUGUGUGUGUGUGUGUGUGUGUGUGUGUGUGUGUGUGUGUGUGUGUGUGUGUGUGUGUGUGGGCAUCUUGAGGUGCAGUGGAGUGGGAGUGUGUACUGUGUGUGUGUGUGUGUGUGUGUGUGUGUGUGUGUGUGUGUGUGUGUGUGUGUGUGUGCAUGACAGCCUUGCUCUUUCCACAAACAUACAAGAGAGAUGUAAAUACUGUAUAGUUCUAUUUUGUAUACUUUUUUUGUAAAUAUUGUA
This is a messenger RNA of Scylla paramamosain (green mud crab), 2754 nucleotides long. RefSeq names its product neurogenin-1-like. Gene Ontology annotation, molecular function: protein dimerization activity; DNA-binding transcription factor activity, RNA polymerase II-specific; E-box binding. The transcript has 2 exons. Lineage: Eukaryota; Metazoa; Arthropoda; Malacostraca; Decapoda; Portunidae. Gene Ontology annotation, biological process: sensory organ development; positive regulation of transcription by RNA polymerase II; axon development. Bases 540 to 1670 code for a protein of 376 amino acids. The record is from RefSeq and is a predicted model, not a curated record. Gene Ontology annotation, cellular component: nucleus.